Messenger RNA from Monoraphidium neglectum, 1059 nucleotides. RefSeq lists its product as hypothetical. NCBI's taxonomy places the organism in Eukaryota, Viridiplantae, Chlorophyta, Chlorophyceae, Sphaeropleales, Selenastraceae. The coding region runs from base 1 to 1059 and encodes 352 amino acids. The record is from RefSeq and is a predicted model, not a curated record. The transcript is spliced from 6 exons.
AUGGAGCUUGAGCGGCAGGUCCAGGAGCGGCUGCAGCAGCUGGAGCUCCUGCAGAGCCAGAACCAGGCGCUGCGACAGAGGGACUCGCUGCUCAAGAACGCAGUCAUCUCACGCAACGACCAGAUUCGCAGCCUCCAGGCGCACAGCAGCGGCUCGCUGCCACCUGCGGCGCAAACAGCUGAGCACGAGCCCACCCCUCCAAGCCGGCUGCAAACGACAUCAGGCAGCGUUUGCAAUGACGUCAACUGCAGCGGGCUCAAGUUCGAAGAUGACGCCAUGGACGUGAGUAAUCAGGCGGCUUGUGGUCACGGCAGAAAGACAGACAAUGGGCUCACGCGGCAAGUCAGUAAGGGCAGCAGCAGCAGCGGGUUUGUGCACCCUGAGCGCACUGGGAGCACCGGAGUGCCCCAGCAGGCCACGACUGCGCCGUGGUGGCUGCGAGACGUACCUGUCACCGCUGACGAGAUCAGGUCCACAACAAAAGAAGAGAUCAUGCAGAUUCAACAAAUGUUUGUGAGGUCUGCAUCUCUUGAGCUCAGCGCUCUGCAGCAGCAGAAACAGGAGCUCUGGGGUGACUCCCACGCCCAGCAAAGCGGCGAUGGCAGCAGCGACACGCCUGGCAGCAGCGGGCUCAUGCGGGGAGGGGAGGCUGCCGACCACAAGCCUGGCAGCUGCGAUGGGUCAGGUGCCGCGGUGGGUGAUCGCCCCCAGAGCAGCGGUGACCAGCGGGUGUUCACUGGCAACUUCUUCUACUACGGGUCACCAGACCUGCCGGAGGGUGUCACCCCAGGCUCUGUGGAGGCCCGAAUAUAUAAUCUGGUGAACCGCUUUGCGGGAGCCUUCAAGCACCUGAACCUGCUGCAGAAUCCGGCACUGCCACCAUUGUGGGGCACAAACAUGGACACAGGGAUGCGCUUCGACACCCCUGUGCCAGACAGCUUCUGGCGCAACGUCGUCGCGAAAGUUGGGCUGGCGCCGCAGCAGCUGCAGGAAGUGGUGGGCCUGCACGGCCUUCACUCUGAGUACAUGGGCAGCUACACCCUUGCGCUGCCACCAUAA